Erpetoichthys calabaricus (reedfish) is the source of this 992-nucleotide messenger RNA. RefSeq lists its product as uncharacterized. Gene Ontology annotation, molecular function: nucleic acid binding. The transcript has 11 exons. The coding region runs from base 12 to 992 and encodes 326 amino acids. The record is from RefSeq and is a predicted model, not a curated record. NCBI's taxonomy places the organism in Eukaryota, Metazoa, Chordata, Cladistia, Polypteriformes, Polypteridae.
CUCAGCUACAGAUGCCGAUGGAGACCAGAACUGCUUUGGAAAAAUAUGAACGCCUUAGGGCCGAUCUGGAAGAAGGCUUAUUGACUGAAAGGGGCUUUCAUGAAAAAGUUAGAGCUUUGCUACAGGAUACGCCCUCUACAAGCCAAGGAAGUAAAAGUAAAGAUUCACAUGUCAUUGGAGUAAAGAACCAUGAUCGUUUGCGUAUUAUCAGAAACUUAUUUGAGCAAGGGUAUACUCAGAAGGAGAUGGUUAAAGUAAUUGAAGUGUUUGGAGGAGGAAAAAUAUCGGAUCGCCAACUGAGAAGACUUUUGCACAAAAUGAAAUUGUUUAGAAGGAGUAAUGACCGCCCCAAAAAAGAAAUUUUUGCUGCAGUUGAGAGUGAAUUAAAAAAGUGGCCCCCAAUGAAAGGUGUUCGAGCUAUGUAUAGACGUGUGAGGGACUUCAGAGGAAUUCGACCAUGCUAUCGAAAUGAUGUACAUGAAGUAAUGCGUCAAUUGGAUGCAAGGGGUCUGCACAGACGACAGCCAGGAAAUCGCAAAAUUCUGAGAUGCCAGUACUCAACAAAAGGCCCCAAUCACACUUGGCACAUUGAUGGAAAUGAUAAAUUGCGUUUUUAUGGAAUCUGGAUUCAUCUGUGUAUUGAUGGAUAUUCAAGACGUGUUAUAUGGCUACAUGCAGGGACCUCCAAUCGGAAUCCACGUUUCAUUGCUAGAUAUUUUCUUGAUGCUGUGGAAACAGAAAAUGGUUGUCCACGCCUUGUGAGAGCAGAUAGGGGUUGUGAAAAUUCUUUAGUUGCCAUUAUACAGAUGUCUUUUAGAUACCGUCACCAUGACAGCUUAGCAGGAGUUAACAGUUUCAGAUAUGGGAAGUCUAUACAUAAUCAACGAGCAGAGUACUUUAAUGGAUACCUAAAAAAAUCAUGGAUAUCUUUCUGGCAAAAACAUUUUGAGGUGUGUAAUGUAGAUGUAAUACGUGUCUCUUUGAUUAACUAA